Molecule: messenger RNA, 823 nt
Organism: Dictyostelium purpureum
Lineage: Eukaryota; Evosea; Eumycetozoa; Dictyosteliales; Dictyosteliaceae
Exons: 4
Coding region: 64-711 (215 amino acids)
Source: RefSeq, a predicted model, not a curated record
AACAUCUAAUAAUUAAACUCAUAUUUCUUUUAUCUAUUUUUUAUUACUUAUAUUUUUAAAAAAAUGUCAAUUGAUUUCUAUACCUCAACAACACCAAAUGGUUAUAAAGUUGAAAUUUUCUUAAAUGAAGCUAACAUUCAACAUAACUAUCAUGCAAUUAGUCUCCAAAAUGGUGACCAAUUUAAACCAGAUUUUUUAAAAAUCAGUCCAAAUAAUAAAAUUCCAGCCAUCCAAGAUAAUACUGUUAAUCCACCCAUUCCAGUAUUCGAAUCUGCAGCAAUUAUGAUCUAUCUAUCUCAAAAAUAUCAAUUAACAGAACUUUAUCCAGACUAUAAAACCAAUCCAGCUUUAAAUACAUCUGUUAAUGAAUGGUUAUUUUGGCAAAUGUCAGCUCAAGGUCCAAUGAUUGGUCAAUAUAAUUAUUUUAAAAAUAGAGCAACAGAGAAAGUUCCACAUGCAAUUGAAAGAUUUGAAACAGAAGUUAAACGUUUGUAUACCGUUUUAGAAAAACAACUUUCAACUAAUAAAUACGUUGCAGGUGAUCAAUUCACUAUAGCUGAUAUUUGUUCUCUUGGUUGGAGUAUUUAUGCUUUAAAAGGUUACUAUGAAAUUAUUACCAAAGAAACCUACCCAAAUGUUUUCCGUUGGCUUAAUGAAUCAGCUGAAAGACCAUCAGUUAAAAAAGUAUUGGAUAAAAUCCAACCAAAAUAAACACUUUCUGUAAUUUAUAAUAUAGAUUAUAUUAUAAAUUCUAAAAUUAAAAAAAAUAAAAAUAAAAAUUAAUUUCUAUUUUUUCUAAAACCAUUUAAUUAAAAAUAAUAAA